UGACAGGUGACAUGACAGACAAGAAAUAAUUUCUUGCGCAUUUGUGGUUCGAUCGCUGGAAUUAUUUGGAAUUACCAAAGUUAAAAGCAGAUUUUUCCUUAAAAAGUGUAGAACUAAACAAAAUAUGCAGGGGCUAAGCAUUCAAAGCUUGAAGAAGCAUAAGGCUUUAAUUCCACUGUUUGUGUGUGUGGGUCUGGGCUGCUGCGCCUCCGGGUUCUACCUCCUCAGACUCGCCACCCGCUCCCCUGAUGUAAGCUGGAACAGGAAAUCUAACCCUGAACCGUGGCAGGAAUACAGGAACAAGCAAUACAAAUUCUACUCUCCAAUCAGAGAUUACUCGAAGGAAGAGUCCCCAGCACCUAAGUUCUAAAUGUAUUGCUUAACGUGUGUCAUCAGCAAUGUAUUACGAUCCUAGAUGAUUUUAUUUAAUUAAUAGAUAUGUGAUAACUUUA
Messenger RNA from Aricia agestis (brown argus), 452 nucleotides. RefSeq names its product cytochrome c oxidase subunit NDUFA4 (gene ND-MLRQ). The transcript has 3 exons. Lineage: Eukaryota; Metazoa; Arthropoda; Insecta; Lepidoptera; Lycaenidae. The record is from RefSeq and is a predicted model, not a curated record. The coding region runs from base 125 to 370 and encodes 81 amino acids.